AUGAAGAGCUACGUGGUGAAAUGGCGACUCUGGAUUUACAGGGGGUCCAUAGCUAUUGCUAUGGUUUUUCUCGUGGGCUUCUCAAUCGUGCUACCAAUUGAUUGUAUCGCUCAAGCUGCCGAGUCUUUCAACAAUGCGUGGAAUACUUUCAUUGUUGUGGGAGCAUUGGUCGCCUUUGCAGUCGCUUGUGUUAUUAUAAUCGUUGCAAGAAUCAUAUUUUACAGGAGUUGCAAACAGCACAUACCGAGGUGGUACUUGCCCUUUGCGCCAGGCGAUCUUCCGCACCGGGGGAGUCGGAAGUUGGUCUUGACAAACAUGGAGAGGUCUAGAGAACUAAGCACUUUGUUCAAGCGACCUAAAGAUCCUGUUAUACACGCUGGUAUGGAGCCUCCAAUACGAUGCGAUGAUAAGGCGUAUGAAAAGUUGUUUCCCGAAUAUUUAAACUACGCAAGUUGUAUCAAGGUCGUUGCUGAUAGACUGAAAUAUCAAGGUAUUUUUCUCAAUAAUGCGGAUUUGAAGAUGGGAUUGGAUGAAACAUUUUCCGAUGUAGUGAGAAACCAGUUUAUGGAUACGGAAGAUAAGUUCCAAAUGGAAAAUGCUCAAAAGCUCAUUGAUAUUUACGAAAUGAUGCGGUAUUCCAACGAAGAAGUAACUAGAUCCCAAUUUGUCGAUUUCGUAUCGCUGGCGAUAUAUUUUGUGGAUAUUUCGCUGACGAUGGAUAAGAAAUUGCCCCAUUUGAAACAGAUUAACACCACAUCGCGACUUCAGUUUAACGUUGAUGACGAAGAUUGGGAAAGGAAGAUUUCAAGGACCCCUACUGGCUACUUCAAUAAUGAGUCCGACAAAUUCGAUUACGUGCCAUACGCGGAUUCUUCAUCGGUCUUGAGAAGGACUUUUACCGGCCGGUCUUUUAUCAAACCGACGUCCACUAGCUCUCAUUCUGGUCAUUGA
This is a messenger RNA of Torulaspora globosa, 951 nucleotides long. RefSeq names its product Dlt1p (gene DLT1). Lineage: Eukaryota; Fungi; Ascomycota; Saccharomycetes; Saccharomycetales; Saccharomycetaceae. The record is from RefSeq and is a predicted model, not a curated record. The coding region runs from base 1 to 951 and encodes 316 amino acids. The transcript has a single exon.